CCUGGACGCACCCUGCGGGGGCGGAGCCGAAUCUGCGGCACCAGCACAGCCCCGGGGAGCAGACCUUGGCCUCAGCACCCGGCCAGAGAGCCCAGGCGAGAAUCAGAGGGGACCCUGCACUGACUGAGAGCCUCCAAGGGAAGCCAGACUUAAUGGGAUGGAAACACCUCUGAACUUAGUCUCAAAAAGUCCAACGUUUGACGUUUAGCUCCGCUUGAUUUACUGUAUCUUGGCCAGAAUUCACAAUGACAACAAUAACAGUGACCACAGAAGUUCCCCCAAAGAAAAAGAUGGAGGAUUCUGCCUUGUAUGAAUGUACAUCAGCUCACAUUAUUGAAGAGACUGAAUAUGUGAAAAAGAUUCGAACUACUCUGGAAAAGAUCAGAAGUCAAAUGUUUAAAGAUGAAGUAAGACAUAACAGUAGGAAUCACAAACUAGAGGCAAAGCCCUGUGGAAACUUUCAAAAUGGCUCCGACUCUGAAGUGGACCCCUCUUGUUGCAGCUUGGAGUUGCUCAUGGAAAAACUGAGAGGAAAAGACCUGCAGCUCUUAGAAGUGAACAAGGAGAAUGAAGUAUUGAAAAUCAAGCUGGAAGCCUCCAGAGAAGCAGGAGCAGCAGCUCUGAGAAAUGUGGCCCAGAAAUUAUUUGAAAACUACCAAGCACAGUCUGAAGACGUGAGAAAGAAGCACAAGGACAGUAAACAAUUACUCCAGGUUAAUAAGCUUGAAAAAGAACAGAAAUUGAAACAACAUGUUGAAAAUCUGAAUCAAGUCACUGAAAAACUUGAAGAAAAACAUAGUCAGAUCACAGAAUUGGAGAACCUUCUAGAGAGAAUGGAAAAGGAAAAGAGAUCACUGCUAGAAAGAAAACUGUCUUUGGAAACCAAGCUGCUGCAACUCAAAUCCAACACUACAUAUGCUAAAAGUUGCCAGGAUCUUCAAACAGAGAUUUCCAUUCUCCAGGAGCAGAUCUCUCAUUUGCAGUUUGUGAUUCACUCCCAGCAUCAGAACCUGCGCAGCAUCAUCCAGGAGAUGGAAGGAUUAAAAAAUAAUUUAAAAGAACAAGAUAAAAGAAUAGAAAAUCUGAAAGAAAAAGUCAACAUCCUUGAAGCCCAGAAUAAAGAACUAAAAACCAAGGUGGCACUUUGGUCUGAAACUCCUAGGACAAAAGUAUGUAAGGCCGUGUCCACCAGUGAAACGAAGACUGAAGGCACUUCCCCUUAUGUGAUGUUGAUUAGACUACGGAAAUGAACUUCGGGAUAAAGAUCCAGUUAAGAAGGACAAUAUGGAUCUCAUUCUUUCCUCAAUAUGGUGUCUAAACAUUCCUGUUAAAAUAGCUUAAUGCAAGUAUUUAAAUGGGAUUUAUUAUCUAUCGGUUGCUUUGGCAGAAGAUGAUAUUCCAGAAAACCAUGCACAUAUAUACUUGAAGAAGGAACUCUUUCUUCAAAACUUGGUAAAUAAACGAAGAGUCCAGGUGCUUUCUUGGAGGGAAGAUGAAUUCUGUCUCAAACCUAAAAGCAAAGAGAAAAUCUGAAUCUUGUUUCCAGAUUUUUGCUAAAGGAACUCUUUCAAAUUUGUCAGUUUUGACAUUUUGAUAGUGGUUUUUAUGUGUACAAGCAGAGUGAAUAGAUGUAUGAAUAAAUAGUCUAUUUAAAGUUGACUUAGCUAAUAAAAAAUAUCUUACUAUGACAUAAGUUUAUCUCCUAACCUAUUGUUAAAGAGCAAAUUGUUUCCUGCUGAAUUAUGGACAAAGGAAAGAGUAGAUUCUUCUAAGCUAAUUUCCUAACCCAUCCUGCCCACAGAAGAUGAGAAUCAUGGCUGCAUUCAUGCAAACAUACUGAUGCUCAGGAAAAUACAAUACACUGCAAUUAAACGAGCAAGGAGAGACUAAAGGGGAAUUCUCUUUAAGACCUUCAUCAUCCACUGUGUAUAACUCUCAACAUUUUCUCAGGAAAAUGUUUCCAACCUUUCAGUAUGGAAUAUGAAGUAUCAGUAUUAUUUAUUAAUAUUUAAAGGUAUGUACAAGUGAGGUGAAGUAUUUAUAAAUUCAUGCAAGUACUGUAGUCCUCUAAUGUUGCAUUACUCACUGUGUGAGUUUUAGCAAACAAUACAAAUGUUUGUCCUUGCAAACAUUUGUAUUGUUUGCUAGUUUUUAAGGUAGUUAUCUAAUAAAAUUUACGUCUUAGUUAUCCUAUGCUGGGGCAA
Molecule: messenger RNA, 2204 nt
Organism: Ictidomys tridecemlineatus (thirteen-lined ground squirrel)
Lineage: Eukaryota; Metazoa; Chordata; Mammalia; Rodentia; Sciuridae
Source: RefSeq, a predicted model, not a curated record